Molecule: messenger RNA, 2967 nt
Organism: Drosophila albomicans
Lineage: Eukaryota; Metazoa; Arthropoda; Insecta; Diptera; Drosophilidae
Gene: Gpb5
Product: kelch-like protein 10
Exons: 6
Coding region: 217-2613 (798 amino acids)
Biological process (GO): G protein-coupled receptor signaling pathway
Cellular component (GO): extracellular region; cytoplasm
Molecular function (GO): hormone activity
Source: RefSeq, a predicted model, not a curated record
UGUCACUUAGUAGUCCCAUUUUGUGCGUUCCGAGAACUGUCUCGUUGUUGUUGAUUAAUUAUUGAACACAUUAUUUCUGUUCCUAUUGUUAAAUACGGAGAGAUUUCUCCCUAAAAACAGCCCACAAAAAUAUAAAAUAUCAACAAAACGCGUUUCCCUUGACAAGGACCAGGAUUUGAGACCUAACCGAGACAAAAUCGCUGGCUCGCUUACGAUAUGAAUCGACAACAGAACGGAAAUCAUUUGCAUGGCAUGAAUGAGGGUCAAUUGGAGCUGGUGCCAAUGGAGUUGAUGGACACAGAUCUGGAUGGCAGCUAUCAGGGAGAUGAAUUGGAUAACAGCAUUAAUAGUAAUCCCGCACAGAAGUUAUCCGCCAAAUCCCUAUCACCCAUUGUCAGUGAUCAUGCCCUCAAUGUGCUGAACGAGUUACGGGAAGCGAAUCUACUGUGCGAUGCACAAAUCUCGGUCGGGGAGCAAUCCUUCAAUGUGCACCGUGCCAUUAUGUGUUCCUGCAGCUCCUACUUUCGCGCACAGUUUACGGGGUUCAAUAGCCGAUCGGGAGCGGGCAGUGAUGAGAGUCGGAUAGUGCAUAUACCGGGUAUCAGUGCGUCCAUCAUGAACUCAGUCAUCCAGUAUGCAUACCUGCGCAAAACCAACAUCAGCGACGACAACGUGCACGAGCUGCUCAUCUGUGCGGAUUACGUAGGCAUGGUUGGAUUGGUCAAGCAAUGCAAGGAUUACCUCAGUCGCACCCUUAGCCCAGAGAACUGUGUCAGCAUCAUGGGUUUUGCGCGCUUUCGCUUUCUCGAGGACUUGUAUCUGAAGGCGCGCAAUUAUACGCUGAGAUACUUUACGGAUGUGGCUGCCCGCAAUACGGACAUACUGGACAUGAAUGUGAAGGACUUUUACAGCAUCAUUAGCGACGAUGAGCUGAACACACGUGAAGAGGAUUAUGUGUGGAAGUUGUGCGUCAAAUGGAUUGACCGAGAUCCAGAAAAUCGCAAACAGCAUGUGGCGCAUCUGAUGACGGGCGUGCGCCUUGGUCUGAUGACUCCCAAGUGCUUCAUGGAGGAGGUCAAGGAGCAUCCCUAUGUCAUUCAAUGCGAGGCAGCGAAGCCCCUGAUAGUCGACACCUUUAAAUUCAUGUACGACCUGGACUUUCUCAACCCGCAAGCCGAAGAGCUGACCACACCACCGCUGGCGAUGCCACGGCUACCGCAUGAGGUCAUCUUUGCCAUUGGCGGCUGGAGUGGCGGCACCUCCAAGGGCUGCAUCGAGACCUACGACACCCGUGCCGAUCGCUGGGUCAACAUCAAUGCGGAGGAUCCGGCGGGACCUCGUGCCUAUCAUGGUACUGCGGUGCUGGGCUUUAAGAUCUUUUCGAUUGGCGGCUACGAUGGUGUCGAGUACUUCAACACCUGUCGCGUCUUCGAUGCGGUCAAAAAGCGUUGGAACGAGAUUGCUCCCAUGCACUGUCGUCGCUGCUAUGUCAGCGUCGCGGAGCUUAAUGGCAUGAUCUAUGCCAUCGGUGGAUACGACGGACACAAUCGCCUCAAUACCGUCGAGCGCUACAAUCCCAAGACGAAUCAAUGGUCCAUCAUACCGCCCAUGAACAUGCAGCGAUCGGAUGCCAGCGCCUGUACGCUCCAUGGUCGCAUCUAUGCGACGGGGGGAUUCAAUGGUCAGGAGUGCUUGGAUAGCGCCGAGUUCUAUGAUCCCAUGACGAAUGUCUGGACACGCAUACCGAAUAUGAAUCAUCGUCGCUCCGGGGUGAGUUGUGUAGCCUUCCGGGAUCAGUUGUAUGUGAUUGGGGGCUUCAAUGGCACCUCGCGCCUGUCGACGGGCGAACGCUUCGAUCCGGAGACACAAUCGUGGCAUUUCAUACGUCAAAUGAAUCAUUCGCGCAGCAAUUUUGGACUCGAGAUCAUCGAUGACAUGAUCUUUGCCAUUGGCGGCUUUAAUGGCGUCUCCACCAUCUCCCACACCGAAUGCUAUGUGGCCGAAACGGAUGAAUGGAUGGAGGCCACCGACAUGAAUAUUGUGCGCUCCGCGUUGUCGGCCAACAAUGUGGCCGGGUUGCCCAACAAACGGGACUACAUACACAAGGAGCGAGAUCGCUUAAUGGAGGAACGACGCCAGCGUUUGAUGGCCACGGCAAUGGCACGCGAGGAUGUGGGCAGCACGAAUCGAUCUCAUUCGCUGAUCGCCGAUCACAAUGAUGAUCUGGACGGGGAUGAGAGUGCCAACGAGGAGGAUGUGGCCGAUGUGGAUGGCGAGGAGCUGCAGUUACAGCAGCAGGUGGCAGCUUUACCACUGCCACUGCCACUUCCACUACCAUUAGCAGCAGCAGCUUCAGCAGGCCCAGCAGCAGGAGUAGCCGCCAUUCCCUCUGCUGCAAUUGCAGCGGCUGCUGCAGCCGCCGCAGCAGCAGCGGCAGCUGUUGAUGCCUCCUCGGCAGCAGCUGCCGCCGCCUUGCCAGCCCCCCAUAUCAAUCGCCAGCUGGAGGAUCGUGCUCUCGACAACAACAAUAACAACAAUAAUAAUCGGCGCUUUCGGGUGCAGCUGCGUAAUCAGCGUUAUGGUUCGCAUCAUGAAAUCCGUCGUCGCUCCUAAACGACGACGACGACGUCGCCUCAUUAUUUCCAAUUCUGAUCGCAUCCAAUGAUCAAUUCCCUGCCCCAAUUCCCUGGCAACAUCUCUACUCACAAUAGAGGAAGCGUAAGCGUGGGCAAAAGGUAUUCUGGUGCAGCAAUCAAUCCUCAUGGCCCACGUCCAAUAGAAACCGUUUUUUUUUAUUUCCCCCUUUCGAUAACGCACUCAACAAAUUCCUGGCAACUGCUAAAUUAUUGCAUAUUUUUGGGCAUUUUGUUCUUUUUGAUAAUUUCUUAUAGCCAAAUUUCCAUCAACAAAAUUUCCAUAGUAUAAACUAAAUUAAUUUGCAUUAUACACAUUUCAAUAAAAACCUAA